This is a messenger RNA of Penicillium pulvis, 1011 nucleotides long. RefSeq names its product NADP-dependent oxidoreductase domain-containing protein. The transcript is spliced from 3 exons. The record is from RefSeq and is a predicted model, not a curated record. Gene Ontology annotation, cellular component: cytoplasm. Lineage: Eukaryota; Fungi; Ascomycota; Eurotiomycetes; Eurotiales; Aspergillaceae. The coding region runs from base 1 to 1011 and encodes 336 amino acids.
AUGUCCAUUCCAAUUCGUUCCCUUGGAAAGAAUGGCCCUCAAGUGCCUGCUGUCGGCCUUGGUCUCAUGAGCAUUGGUGAUGUUUACGGAUCUGCCGGCACUCUUGAAGACAAAAUCGCUAUUCUCGAGCAUGCGCAUGCUACUGGCCAACGGUUCUGGGAUACCGCCGAUCUAUAUGCCGAUAGCGAAGAUGUUGUUGGUGAAUGGGUUCAGCGCUCCGGCAAGCGCAACGACAUCUUUCUUGCCUCUAAGUUUGCUUGUCAGAUGGAUCGUGCCAUCCGUAAAAUGACAGUCCGAUCGGAUCCUGAAUAUGUGAAGACUGCCUGUGCUCGGAGUCUUCAGCGAAUGAAGGUCGAUGUCAUUGACUUGUAUUAUUGCCAUCGAGUCGAUGAAAUUACCCCUAUUGAAAAGACCGUCCAAGCAAUGGCCGAAUUAAAAAAUGAGGGAAAGAUCCGCUAUCUUGGUCUUUCUGAAGUUUCGGCUGCAACUCUGCGCCGCGCAUAUGCGGUCCACCCAAUCGCUGCUCUGCAGAUGGAAUAUAGCCCAUUUGCAAUGGACAUUGAGAAGAAUGAUCUCUUGCAAACUUGCCGUGAACUUGGUGUUGCAGUAGUCGCAUACAGCCCCAUCGGCCGCGGCCUACUCACUGGCCAGAUCAAGAAGUCUGAAGACUUUGACGCGAAUGAUUUUCGACGUAUCUUACCUAAAUAUGCACCAGAGCAUUUCCCCAAGAUCAUGGAAUUGGUACAAGGGCUGCAAAAGGUGGCUGAAGCCCAUGGAAGUACACCGGCGCAAGUCUCGAUUGCAUGGCUACUAGCUCAAGGAUCCGAUAUCAUUCCGAUUCCUGGCACUCGGUCACCUCAGCGAAUGGAUGAGAAUAGCAAUGCUGCGCUGCUCCAACUGACGGAUGAAGAAGUGAAGGACAUCCGCGCCCUUGUUGAGCGAACAGAGGUCCAGGGUGCCCGCUACCCUCCAGGGAUGGGUACUGUUGUUGCCGAUACGCCGCCGCUGUGA